UUUCAUAUUUGUAAAGCAAAUUAUCGAUUUGAUCAUAAAAUGAAAAUUUUUAUAAUCAGGCAUUCGUGCAGAUGCGUUUAAAAGUCUCUGGUUUGAAUAACGUUACCAAACAACCAGUUCAACUAGAAUUAUGGCGUUAUUAUCACUGUUAAUAAUGUGACAAAUUGUUUGAUAGCAUAAAUUGAUUCAAAGCCUACGUCAGGAGGAGAAUUCCAAUCCGAGAAUUUUAACAUCAUCUGUCAUACCGUUAUUUACUAUGGCUGAGACCAAAGCAUUUCUGGUAGAUUUUCUUGCCGGAGGUAUAUCAGCGGCUAUUUCAAAGACUGUUGUCGCACCAAUAGAGCGUGUUAAAUUAUUGCUUCAAGUUCAGCAUACAUCAACACAAAUCCCUGAAGACAAACGGUACAAAGGAAUGAUAGAUGUUUUUGUACGAAUACCCAAAGAGACUGGAUUUUUGAGUUUUUGGAGAGGGAAUCUAGCCAAUGUCAUAAGAUAUUUUCCGACGCAGGCUCUAAAUUUCGCUUUUAAGGAUAAGUAUAAAGCAAUAUUUCUCGAUGGCGUUCCAAAAGAUGCCUUUUGGCGACAGUUUGCUGGAAAUUUAGCUUGCGGUGGUGCUGCUGGAGCAACAUCUCUGUUGUUUGUUUAUCCGCUAGACUUUGCAAGGACGAGACUAGCCGCAGAUGUCGGCAAAGGAUCAACUAGAGAAUUUAGUGGAAUGGGAAAUUGUUUGUACAAGAUAUUCUUAGCCGAUGGACCUAUUGGCUUAUACCGAGGUUUCAAUGUCAGUGUUCAAGGUAUCAUAAUAUACCGUGCCUCAUAUUUUGGAUUUUACGACAGUGCAAAGUCAAUGUUACCUGACCCAAAGAACACUCCGAUUUAUAUCAACUUUUGCAUAGCUGAAUUAGUGACAACAAUAGCUGGUCUUAUUUCGUACCCCUUUGAUACGGUACGAAGACGAAUGAUGAUGCAGUCAGGACGAAGCAAAGAAGACAUGAUGUAUAAAAACACAUUGGAUUGUUGGGUCAAAGUAUUGCAAAAAGAAGGAUCUGCAGCCUUUUUCAAAGGCGCAUUUUCAAACAUAUUAAGGGGUACAGGUGGAGCUCUUGUAUUGACUCUUUAUGAUGUUGUCAAAUGGGGUAUUAACAAGGCAAUAUCUUGAGUCUUUUUUAAGAAAAAUAAAAUGCAAAAAUUAUUUCUGAGGCACCUUGCAAUGUGAAAGCUUACUUUCUGAGGAAUUCCCUGAUUGACAUCUUGGAGGUGAGAUCAAAAGGUUAGUAUUUUAAAUACAGUAUUUAUAGAACAAACUUUCAGCCUGCUUUCGACUCAGCGAUAACUGUGUAAACGUACAGAAUCUGGACAGUGUAGAGGCUUGAAAGAAAAUAUAACAAAUCUGCAGCCUGAGUAAUGGUUAUUCAACUUUAUUUUCAACUUAAUGCCUUAUUCUAUGUGAUAAAACGAUAUAAUACAUCAAAUAAUAAAAUUUCGAAUGGUCGUACCUGUUGAGAUGCAGAUGAUGCGAUAACACCGAGCUUAAUUUUUGCCAAAUAACUUUGUGUCAAAGAAUAUUUAAUUUGUUAUU
Messenger RNA from Athalia rosae (coleseed sawfly), 1579 nucleotides. RefSeq names its product ADP,ATP carrier protein-like. Gene Ontology annotation, biological process: mitochondrial ATP transmembrane transport; mitochondrial ADP transmembrane transport. The coding region runs from base 257 to 1159 and encodes 300 amino acids. NCBI's taxonomy places the organism in Eukaryota, Metazoa, Arthropoda, Insecta, Hymenoptera, Athaliidae. Gene Ontology annotation, molecular function: ATP:ADP antiporter activity. The transcript is spliced from 5 exons. The record is from RefSeq and is a predicted model, not a curated record. Gene Ontology annotation, cellular component: mitochondrial inner membrane.